Messenger RNA from Coregonus sp. 'balchen', 3152 nucleotides. NCBI's taxonomy places the organism in Eukaryota, Metazoa, Chordata, Actinopteri, Salmoniformes, Salmonidae. The record is from the annotation of a GenBank genome assembly.
UUUUGCAUUUCGUUUAGGUGCUCAAAAAAUAUUUCUUUAUCAAACUACCUCGAAAAUUUAUAAAUUUGCCCAAAAAUGUCUGCUGGCAACGAGAACGGUGUCCGUCUGGACAAGUUCAAGAAUAAGGGAAAAGAUGCAAAUGUAAGUGACAUGUAUGGCAGUAUCAAUGUUUCAUUUCAAAUAUUUGGUAAUGGCUUGUUAGCUAAAUGAAUCUGGCUAGGCACAAUCAAUGAUGGUUGUUGAUCACUUUGCAGGAGCUUAGACGCAGGAGGGUUGAAGUGAACGUCGAACUUCGCAAGGCAAAGAAAGACGAUCAGAUCUUCAAACGAAGAAAUGUCAGCACUUUGGCCGACGAGGCAACUUCCCCACUUCAAGAGAAAAGCCAAAACUGUCAGGUGAGUUUGUUUAUACAAUGCACAAUAAAUACAAUGGCUACAACCUGUAUGUUUAAAACUUUCAGUUUUACAAUCCCUGGCUUAUGAUCAUGUGUUGUAUUAAUUUACAGGCCACUAGACAGUGGUCCGUGGAGGAGAUUCUCACUGGUGUGAACAGUAACAACCUUGAUGCUCAGCUCAACGCCACACAAGCUGCUAGGUAAAGUGAUCUUUGUAAAACUGUCUGGGAAAUACUGUAUUUAUUGUGGUGCUUUUUUGAGGGGGGGGGCUACCAUGGUCAUGACUUGUUACUUUUUCAAUUGUUCUCAUUACAGGAAGCUGCUAUCCCGUGAGAGACAUCCUCCCAUUGACCACAUCAUCAGUGCUGGGCUAAUUCCUAAGUUGGUUGCAUUCUUGGGUUUGGAGUCACCCCCUAUCCAGUUUGAGGCUGCCUGGGCUCUAACAAACAUUGCAUCUGGAACAUCUGACCAGACCAGUGCUGUUGUGGAGGGUGGAGCCAUUCCAGCCUUCAUCAGCCUUGUCAUAUCUCCCCACCCCCACAUCAGCGAGCAGGCUGUCUGGGCUUUGGGAAACAUUGCGGGUAAGGCAUUCCUCUUUUGUUACCGCAUCUCUUCAGUGUAUAGAGCUUAACAACAAAAUCUCCCACCCCCUAACCUUGCAUCCUUGAUUUCUUCUGUUAGGUGAUGGGUCGGUCUACAGAGAUCAGGUCAUCAAGCAUGGAGCUGUGGCCCCCCUGCUCAGUCUGCUCGCUGUCCCUGAGCUCUCUUUGUUCUCUGUAAGUAUUCUUAAUGCAGUGACCCUUGGCAACCAUUCAUAAGCAAUGGACAAUCACUUGACUUUCAUGUCAUAAAGCUACAAAACAAAGUAUUUGUCUUGUUUUUUUGUAACUCCUUGCCCCCAUGUUACUUGCCUCACUGGCCACUAGGAGGGGCUCUAACUCAAUGAAUGAACACCUAAGUAAAACGUAUUUUUUGCUGCAGUCUGGCUACCUGAGGAACAUCACCUGGACGUUGUCAAACCUGUGCCGCAACAAGAACCCGUCUCCCCCUCUGGUAGCCGUGCAGCAGAUCCUGCCCACUCUGGGGCGUCUGCUGCACCAUGACGAUAAGGAGGUGCUGGCAGACACCUGCUGGGCAUUGUCCUAUCUGACCGACGGGCCCAACGAUCGCAUUGAGGUCGUGGUGCAGACUGGCCUGAUCUCCCGCCUGGUGCAGCUGCUUGGCUCUGGGGAGCUCUCUGUUGUGGUAUGAACACUGUCUAUUUAUCCUGCAGGGGUGGUGGGCUGUCAUGUACAAUGAUGUAGUCACCCAUAUAUUUAUGAAUCUCAACAUCUUUAUGGUACUAUGCCUUUUUUCACCCAAGUGACCACUGUCUUUGACCUGUCCCCUUCAGACUCCUUCUCUGCGUGCCAUUGGCAACAUGGUGACUGGCACGGAUGAGCAGACUCAGGCUGUGCUGAAUGCUGGGGCCCUCUCCAUGUUCCCUGGCCUGCUGCGCCAUCACAAGAGUAACAUCCAGAAGGAAGCCUCCUGGACCCUGUCCAAUAUCACUGCAGGGAGAGACUCUCAGAUCCAGGAUGUCAUCAACGCUGGCCUGGUCCCUCUCAUGGUAGACGUCCUACGCAAGGUAUGUAGGUUUGUUAUCCAUAGUAAUAUCUUAUGAUAGGAUUUGUAUUAAUUAAUUUUUCAUAAUUAGGAAUGAUGGGAUGUUUUCUUCAAUUUAGUCCUCUCAUCCGCUUUUCCAUACAGGGUGACUACAAGACUCAGAAAGAGGCAGUUUGGGCCAUAACCAAUUUUACCAGCGGGGGCACAGUUGAACAGGUUGUGUACCUUGUUCAAGCCAAUGUGCUGGAGCCUCUGUUGAAUCUGCUCUCAACAAAGGACAGCAAAACCAUCCUUGUCAUCUUGGAUGCCAUCACCAACAUUUUCCUGGUAAGGGGACCUUCUCACCAAUAAUUAGUUAAUCUUAUUACUGGUAUGGGCAUUUGUACACUACAACUGCAAGAUUCGGGUGAUUAAAAAAAAAAUAUAUAUAUAUAAUUCUUACUUGAAUAUUUUUGUGUCCAUCAGGCUGGAGAUAAGAUUGGUGAAGCAGACAAGCUGUGCAUGAUGAUCGAGGAAUGCGGUGGACUAGACAAGAUUGAAGCUCUGCAGUCCCAUGAGAAUGAGCUGGUCUACAAGGCCUCCCUCAACCUGAUUGAGAAAUAUUUCUCUGGCGAGGUGAGCAUCAUUGUGCAAUGUUGACGAAGUAGACAUCUGUCAUCCUAUUAUAGACGGUUUUUGUUUCUUUUGCCUCAAUUUUUCUGACGUGUUCUGUUUUGUAGGAAGAGGAAGACCAAUGUGUUGCUCCGGAAUCGACAACCGAUGGCUAUGCAUUCCAGAUCAGUGAAAACCAAAGCACUUUCAACUUCUAAAUACCACUUCUCCUUUCAUCUCUACUGUAUACUGCCACUGUUUGUUCUCAGUUUGUGUAAUGGACCUCUAUUCUCUCUGAACUGUACAUACGUUGAUAAAUGUCUGUAAAUAAAAAUCUUAAAAUAAGUUCCAACUGCUGUGAUUUCUUGUGGGGUUUGGGUGGAAUGGCAAAUGUAAUAUUAAUCUUAAUAGCUUCCAUCCUCUUGUUUCUCAAACAGAACUGUAUGUAAAGAUAUACACAUUUAGUUUUUGCCAGUAUAUGGACUGUCAGAGCCAAAUUUCACAUUAAUAUUUUUAGCAUUACACUGACCCUAGCAAUCUGAAAUUUCACUUUUGUCUGAAU